AGGUGCCUGCAUGUGCAUGUGUGAGUGAGGCACUGCCUCUGAUUUAGUCCAGACUGACUGGGCUCACAGCAUCUCUGCUCUCACAUUGUUGGACCACUACUGUGCCCUGAAGGAUAUCCUGAUUCUGCCCAUCUUCUGCCUCGACUUCUGAUCUCUCGUUUUGAAAGGAUUGUGGAAUUAGAAGACUGCAAAACAAUACAGGAAUAUUAAAACAACAGCAAAAAGAAGAAAAAAAACAUCCUUCUUGUGCUUGCCUUCUUUAAACUUUUUUUCCUGGGAGCAAUUUUGUUCAGUUGUUUUGUCCUCUAAACUGGAAUAAUGUCCACCGGCGGGUCCACGGGGGCAUGGUUUUCGAUGCGGCUUUGUGCCAUGGUGGUCGUGCUGGCAGUGGGCAGCACAGAGCUGAACAGGGACAGGGACAGGGGCGAAAAUGGAUCGUCCUGCUAUGGGGGAUUUGACCUCUACUUUGUGUUGGACAAAUCCGGGAGCGUGCAGCACCACUGGAAUGAGAUCUAUCACUUUGUUGAACAUCUGGCUCAUAAGUUCAUAAGUCCACAGCUGCGGAUGUCCUUCAUCGUAUUCUCCACUGAGGGCAGGAUCCUAAUGAGGCUGACAGAGGAUAGGGAGAGGAUCCGUAUGGGCCUAGAAGAGCUGCAGAUGGUGCUGCCAGGAGGAGACACCUACAUGCACGAGGGCAUCCAGAGGGCCAGUGAGCAGAUAUACUAUGGAAAUACAGAAGGGUACCGGACAGCCAGUGUUAUCAUCGCUCUAACAGAUGGGGAGCUGCAUGAAGACCUUUUCUACUACGCUGAGAGAGAGGCCAACCGUUCGCGGAGUCUGGGUGCCUCGGUGUACUGCGUGGGGGUGAAGGACUUCAAUGAAACACAGCUAGCAAAGAUCGCUGACAGCAAGGACCAUGUGUUCCCAGUCAAUGAUGGGUUUGAGGCACUGCAGGGGGUCAUUGAUUCGAUAUUAAAGAAAUCCUGUAUUGAGAUACUGGCAGCUGAGCCCUCGAGUAUCUGUGCAGGAGAGACCUUCCAAGUGGUAGUGAAGGGAAAUGGCUUCCUGCACGCCCGCAACGUGGAAAAGGUCCUGUGCAGUUUCCGCAUCAAUGACACACUGACAAAAAUGGAGAAGCCGUUGGUGGUGAAGGACACUUAUCUUCUUUGCCCUGCUCCCGUUCUCCGGGAAGUGGGAACGGCUGCCUCUCUCUUUGUCAGCAUGAAUGAUGGCCUGAGCUUCAUCUCUAGUUCAGUCACCAUCACAACGAUGGGCUGUUCUGACGGAAAGAUCCUGGCCAUCGCUCUGCUCAUCCUGAUGCUGCUGCUUGUGUUAGCCCUGGUCUGGUGGUUCUGGCCCCUGUGCUGCACGGUGAUUAUACAUGAACCCCCUCCUCCGGUUGUUGAAGACAGCUCGGAUGAAGAGGAAGAUGGGUUUCCGAAGAAGAAGUGGCCGACAGUGGAUGCUUCCUAUUAUGGGGGCAGAGGGGUGGGAGGAAUCAAGAGGAUGGAGGUUCGCUGGGGAGAGAGGGGCUCCACAGAGGAAGGGGCGAAGCUGGAGAAGGCUAAGAACGCGCGGGUGAAGAUGCCCGAACAAGAGUUUGAGCUUCAGCCCUCCCGUACUCUCAACAACGGCAUGCGCAAACCACUGGGACCUCGAAAGUGGUACUCGCCCAUCAAGGGCAAGUUAGACGCUCUGUGGGUGCUCCUGAGGAAAGGCUAUGACCGCGUGUCUGUGAUGAGGCCACAGCCAGGAGACAAGGGCCGCUGCAUCAACUUCACCAGAACGAAAUCAAACACAGCCCCCCGUUAUCCGUUCUACAACCAUCAUUCCACUCCUAUCUACUGCCCUCCUCAAAACUUCAGCCCUCCCGCUCCCCAAGGCAUGCUCCCCCCCUCCCCACGCAGCUCCAUAUCCUCCCCUUCCCCUUCCACCACUUCCACACUGCCCCCACUGCCUCCAACACCUCCUCCUCUUUCUCUCACCCCGCCCCCUUACACUCCUCCACCAACCCGUGCCCUGCCUCCAACUUCCGUUUAUCUGCCCCCGCCUCCGGCUCCACCCACACCUUCACCUCCUGCGUCUCCCACGGGUUCCCUACCCCCUCUCCCUCAGACUCCCCUCAGCCGUGCCCCUCCUCCUGCCCGGCCACCGCCGCGCCCCUCUCCAUAGAGCCACACUUCUAACUGAAGCGGGAGGGACGCCAGCUUCUGGGGACUGCCCGGCCGAAAAGGAGUUUCAACAGAAGCAACCCGAAUGUCCCCCUCACUGUUGCCCCAACCUCCCCCACCUCCCAUUCCUGACUGUUCGCUCACUCUCAACUCCCAGUCAAACCACUCCAGCUAACUUUUCUACACAACUUGGUUCAGCUACACCAACAGCCAGCUGAGAAGCUUUCUGCAAGAAAAAAAGGAACAAUAACAGUUAUCAAUUUGCUGUUCUGCUUUUUUUGGGAGAGCAAAUAAUUUGCUAUGAAGCAUGGACUAAGCAUAAAAUGUGCUUUUGGCUGCUCCAAGAAUUCAUACUGCAGAAACACUCAGAAACACCCAUAAGCCUUGUUAUGACCCCUCGGACCACCAAAGAACCAACUCACCUCCCUGCACAGCCAGGAUGAAUAAGGAUUCUGUAUCUGAGGAAUCUUCUUUGUCUUUUCUCCUACUGCAGUGCAACACCAUAUGUGCAUUUGAUUCUGAUGUUUUCCUGAAAUUCAUCGUUUUAAAGUUGCAAGGGCAUUAUGAAUUAGUUUGGAAGGUCUUGAAAGGAGGGCAUUUUGGAAGUGCGUGUGGCAUCUUUAUUGGUGUCUGUAUUUCAAAAUUGUGGGGUUCUCCAUUGUUUGUUGUGACCUCCAUGUGAGAUCCCUUGCUCAGGGAGGAAUAAUCAAGGAUACAUACUGACGAUACACAUCGCAACAAGUGGCCAGGAUUUGAGAUUGAAGUGAGCUGAAUAGAACACAAUACAGACAAGCAAUCCCACAGACCUGAAACUGAACCUUUCUUCUUUUAAGGAGCACAGGUUACAGAUGAUUGAGUGGAGUGGCUUACAAUUGAUCAGUGUCAGAUUGCCUCUUACUGUUGCAAAGAGCCGUAAUAACCAGAACUGAUGAUAGCUUCGGUACGAGAACAUACUACAGGGUAGAAAUUUGCAGGUGAACUUCUGGGAAGCAGGCCUGUUACUCCUUUGCAUUGCACAAUAAUUGCAAAAGAGAGAAGAGGCUUUAUGUGACCUAUAUCCUGGUUGUCAAUACAGUAAACUGAACUGCACACAGUAUUGUUCAUGACAUAAAAUGAGGAUCAGGAAUGCCAGAGAAAGGCAAAAAAACUCCAAAACCUCUUUUAGAAUAAGUGUGCUGUUCGAGAACUCUGUUGGAAAUCAGUCAGAAUGAGUUUUCUUGCGGUAUCUGUGUGUGUGCGCAGUAUGUGUACGCAUGGUUCUUAGCAUUUUCUGAAUCAUUUUAUACAUAUGUAUAAAUAUAAAUAUAUACAUUUCUCUUUUAAAUUCUUCUACAUUGUUAAUUUAGCUACAGAUAUCUUUAUAAGUUGAUCACUACAAGUGAAGCAAUGGACCAUAAAAACCAAUAAAUAUUAAUCUUGUAUAAGAAAUUUCAUGCGUAUGCCAUCGGAGAUACUAUGCAAUCCAGGGUUUUUGGGAUCAAAAGUGUGUGGUUUCUUUGUUUUUGUUGUUUUUGAUGUUGAUGAUUUUGUACAUAUUUUACAUCAGUGUUCUUAAAUGAAAGCCUAUCUAUCCUUUUCAUCAUGCCUUGGGCUUGGUUGAGCAUCAAUGUCCACAUAGUAUAAAUUAUUGUAAAGCCAGUAACAUCUUGUGGCCUUAUAUUGUUGUGCUCAGAAUUCUGCUUCAACAUGCUUGUAAAAGUUGCAUGCCUUAUUGUUAUUGAUGCUGUGGCCUUUGAAUCAAUGUGGUAAAGAAAUCAAAACCUUCUGCGGACCUUGGCCCUUAAAUCAGGAGAUUUUGGCUCAGUGUUUUUAACCCUCUCUCAUUCUCAAGACUCCAAACAGACCUUGGUCAAAUGGGUAAUUAUUUUGGAUUCAAAUACUUUGCUGGUAUUGGACCUAUGAAAUACUCUCAAAAAUUGCAAACCUCACCUUCGUGUCCUCCUGGUUGUCUCAAUUGCACCAGGCAAGAUCAAUCGAGUACAGAAAGUAUUUUACGUCCAAAACAAUUAUGUACAUGUAUUUCACCCAGGUCUGGCUCCAAACCCAAUCAAUGGAGCAACAGUAUUAAUCAUGAAUGAUCAAUGAAUAAGAAAUGGGUCACACUUUACACAAAGUACAUUGGGCAUCAGUCUUCACAGAGAAUGUACAGUAAACACCUUUGUUAAUAUGUCACAAUGUAAAUGUAAAUCUUUCAUAAAGAAACAAUAAUUUAUGAAGGAUAUGAUGUGUUUUUGCAAAAAUGUUAUUCUUAAAUGUGACAAGCUAUCCUGUUACUUAAGGUCAGUCCUCUGAUACAGAAUUACUGCACAAAUAUGCAUGAAUUAUAAAAGGUAUGCUGUGGCCAUGAAUGUUUCGCAUUAUACAUGCAUCAUGUCAGGAAUACAGAUACUUUGUGCAUGGUGUGACUAGAGUGCAAUAAAUCAAUGAAUGCUGUCAGGCACCAGUGUGGUACGUCAAAGUAAAAUCAACCCAGAGAUAAUUUGUCUUCUUUUGUCUUGUUUUUGAGGCCCCCUGCUACAAUGUGUUCACUUAUAUGGUAAUAUGAGUUUGCAUAUGUAGUAUGUAAUAAAAUUGAGUCCUAACCUG
Messenger RNA from Conger conger (European conger), 4757 nucleotides. RefSeq names its product anthrax toxin receptor 1-like. Gene Ontology annotation, molecular function: signaling receptor activity. Gene Ontology annotation, cellular component: membrane. The transcript has 18 exons. Bases 319 to 2172 code for a protein of 617 amino acids. NCBI's taxonomy places the organism in Eukaryota, Metazoa, Chordata, Actinopteri, Anguilliformes, Congridae. The record is from RefSeq and is a predicted model, not a curated record.